AUGUCCUACACAGAUCCGUACGCCCAGCAUGGCCAGUAUGGUCAUCAGCAGUCAUACCGGGACGACGCUUUCAACCCUUACGAGGUGCAACAGCAUGGCGCAACGAACGGGUACGAACAACGUGGAUACAACCAGAACGAGUACGAUGGUGCAUACACAGACGAAGUCGCUGGACAGCACAAGGAGCGUCAGAGGAGCACAUUCGAGGACGAUCCUCUUCCUCGCCCGAUGCGUGAGAAGACCCCCAGUAACAUGAGGCGAUGGAGGACAGAGUACCAGGGGAAAAUCUGGACCAAGGGCUCCCGUGCGGGGUGCAUUGGCCGGUUUUUCUGCUGCACGCUCCUUCUGUUCCUUUUCUUCCUCAUCAGCAUCGUUCUCUCUCUCGCCCUGUGGCUCCGCCCCCCAAACAUCAUUGUUGGCACUCCCAGCGUGGAUCUGAACUCUUUCUCCGUCAACGAUAGUACCCUUAGCAUUGCGCUCCCUGUGGAUAUCAGCGUCAACAACCCGAACUACUUCACGAUCACCCUCUAUUCCCUCGAUGCAUCUGUCGUCUACCCGAUCAAUAACACCGAUAUUGGGUCUGGGCACAUGACGAACAUUGAUUUCAAGGACCACACUCAGACCAACUUUACGUUCCCCGUAACCAUAGACUACGAUGCGAAAGCAGACCCGGAUGGUGCUAUCAUCACCGACCUCGCACAGCACUGUGGUCUCGACACCAGCGUAGCUGCUUCGGACAUCAGCGUCUCUGUCAGCAUCAAGGUCGGUAUCAAGGUUAUGCUUGUUCCCUUCAGUACAACCAUCAGCCAGAACGUUAAAUUUUCGUGCCCAUCAGGCGUCCAGACAGCCUUCGAGAGUCUACUCAAAGCGCUUGGUAAAAACGUGGACACAAUCUCGAGCUUGUUAUGA
Messenger RNA from Epithele typhae, 909 nucleotides. RefSeq lists its product as uncharacterized. Bases 1 to 909 code for a protein of 302 amino acids. The record is from RefSeq and is a predicted model, not a curated record. The transcript is spliced from 7 exons. NCBI's taxonomy places the organism in Eukaryota, Fungi, Basidiomycota, Agaricomycetes, Polyporales, Epitheliaceae.